This is a messenger RNA of Lodderomyces orthopsilosis Co 90-125, 2292 nucleotides long. It is a transcript of the gene AKR1, whose product is annotated as palmitoyltransferase. Bases 1 to 2292 code for a protein of 763 amino acids. Gene Ontology annotation, molecular function: protein binding; palmitoyltransferase activity. NCBI's taxonomy places the organism in Eukaryota, Fungi, Ascomycota, Pichiomycetes, Serinales, Debaryomycetaceae. Gene Ontology annotation, cellular component: Golgi membrane. The transcript has a single exon. Gene Ontology annotation, biological process: protein palmitoylation. The record is from RefSeq and is a predicted model, not a curated record.
AUGACUACAGAAAUUGACCAACCAGCAAAUGUUGAACCCAGUAACGGCGUGACAUUGGAACAGAAUGGUACUGCUGUAGUUGAUAACACACCAGGAACUGAUGUCAUACCUUUAGAUACGUUGGAGACAAAAGCGGACCCAAAUUUUCAUGACCAAGAUGAAAUCGAAACAACUUCCCUCAAAUCAACAGAUGCGGUUGUAGAUAAACUCGAGUCGGGUUUAGAUAAUUCAUCCAUUCACGAAGCACCAAAACCUUCUGAGCAAGAUUUAAACCCUGACUUGGCCAAAUUCAUGCAAGGUUGUCAAGAAGGAUCACUCGAUUUGGUGAAGGAGUUAGUUGAGUCAGGGUCCAUAAAGGUUAAUGAUACGUUUAGUGACGGAAUUAGUGGUCUUCAUUGGGCGUGUAUCAACAACAGACUCACAUUAGUAAAAUAUUUGGUUGUACGUGGUGCAGACCCAAAUUUGUAUGGAGGAGAAUUAAGAGCGACGCCACUUCAUUGGGCUUGCAGGAAUGGACUUGUUUACAUUGUUCAAUACUUGAUAUCAAACACGUCGGCAGAUCCAAGCUUGCGUGAUCUACAAACCUACAAUGCACUUCACUUAGCCGUUCACAGUUCGAAUAUUACAUUAGUUGUGUAUUUAUUGUUGAGUUGUUGUGACCAAAACAGCAAAAAGAAGUUAUAUAUCGAUGAACCAGAUGGAUCAAACAGGACGGCGCUUCAUUGGGCAAGCUAUCAAAAUGACGUAUUCACAGUUAAUGCGUUAUUGAAGUUUGGUGCGGAUGUGUCGAAAACUGACGAUAGUUUAUUCAUACCUCUCCAUUGGUGUUUUAUGCGUGGUCACAAAAAUGUCAUGAAGGCAUUGGUGGAAAGUGGGUCAGACAUCUUUUUCAAAAAUGACCUGGGAAAGGAUAGUUUCGAUAUUGCAAGAGACAUGAAUUGUUUGAAUGCUUGGCGAAAGGUUUUGAUAGAAUCAGGAUUGGAUCCUAAAAACAAUUGGGCUCCAAAGGUUAGAUGGGUGAGUCCUAAAGUCGGCAAAGUGUUAACAUAUCUUGCGCCGUUUGUUCUUUUACCUAUUUCCCUUAACAUAUGCAAUACAUCUCAGGGUUUGGCUUUUCCCAAGUUGGUCCUUGCUUUUGCAUCCUUUGCAUUCGGAAUCUUUGUCAUUAACAAAACGAUAAUACCAACCUAUUUGAUUGAUAACAAGCCACUUCCAAAAUCACCUAUUUUAGCUGGUAUAUUUUCAGCCACGGCGUUUUGGUGUAUUAUAAUCUGGAUAUUCAAAGUACUUCCUGCCACUUUGUUUUCCAAUUUUUUUGCCAAUUUAUUUAUGGGAAUCUUUAUAGCAGUCUUUGUUUGGUCGUUUUUCAAAGCAAUGUUCAUCAAUCCAGGCUUUGUACCAACUCCUACUGACAAUGUGGUAAUCCUUUCGCAAGUUGAAGAUUUACUUGGCUGUGGGAAGUUCGACACCGACCACUUCUGUGUCAACUCGUUUGUGCGUAAGCCAAUUCGUUCGAGAUACUCGAGGCACAAUAAGAAAUUAGUGGCAAGAUUUGACCAUUACUGUCCGUGGGUGUACAACGAAAUUGGAGUUAGGAAUCAUAAGUUAUUCAUUACAUUCGUUUACGCACUAAACUUGGCCAUUCUUUUGUUCACCUACUUGACUAUACAAUAUUUUGACAAAUCUAAAGACUCGUUUGAUUCGGAUGAUGAGGAUAAUCAAAGCUUAUUUUGCCGAUUGAUUGAUGAUGAUUUAUGCUAUGGAUACAAGAAUAAUCAAUUCCAUUUCAAUUUGUUGGUGUGGUGCUGGUUGCAAUACAUUUGGAUCUUUUUCCUUUGCUUGGUUCAAACUUUUCAAAUUUUGCGUGGUUUAACCACUUGGGAAUUUAGUUCAUUAAAUUCAAAAAUAUACAACCCAAGACUGAACCAUUCAACAGUACCGGAAGAAGUUGCAGACUCACUUACUCAACCAUCUAGAUCAGACAGAAAGCACAAUGAAUUGCAAACAUGUUUGAAUUUGCUUGGAAUUGAUCAAUUUGUGAUGACGAUAAAAAUGACUAUUGCAUCCGUCUUUAACCGCAAUCGAACUGCCAGUGUCGACCCUUUGCAUAUAGAUAUACCUACCGAUUACGGAUUGAAGCAGAAUUGGUUGGACUUUUGGAUCAUUGGGGAACCUAAUUGGAGAAAUGUCUUUUACUUGCCCAUUGAAGGCGAAAAUAAUUUGAAUGGGGAGGUUGUUGACUACUAUAAGCUAUACGAGUAUCCGCCAAAACUGUCAAGCCAGGUUGUAUAA